Thecamonas trahens ATCC 50062 is the source of this 492-nucleotide messenger RNA. RefSeq lists its product as uncharacterized. NCBI's taxonomy places the organism in Eukaryota, Apusomonadida, Apusomonadidae. The transcript is spliced from 2 exons. The coding region runs from base 1 to 492 and encodes 163 amino acids. The record is from RefSeq and is a predicted model, not a curated record.
AUGACCGACGCCGCCACCCGCUCGGCGACCGGCCCAUGCCCCGCAUGCGGAACGCGUACCGUCUUCUGUCGGCUCUCGUCGUCUGAUCCGCCGGCAUCUCGCCCGCCGUCAGUUGCCGAGCUCUUUGCGCCGCCGCUCCCGCUGCUCGAGCAGGCUGUGACCAACUUCAAGUUCCAGCUUCGGCAGGCUCUCGUCCUUGCCUCGCGCUACGCCGACCACGCCGCCGUCGCGCAGCGGGCGCAUCGCGCGGCAUCACGUGCCACCUCGCUCAUCGACAAGUACAAAGAGAAGAAUGCGGCGCUCGAGGCUGCCGCCCGCACCGCUACCAGCCGCAUCGCCGCGCUCGAGGCUGAGCUUGGUGUGCCGGCCUCGCGCGCGUCGUCGCGUCGUCGUCACCACGAGCCCCAGCAGGAGCGGACCCACCUCCCGUCGCGGGUCUCACACCCUCGCUCGCAUCUCCGCGACUUUGACUUUACGGAUCGGGCACAGUAG